This is a messenger RNA of Rangifer tarandus platyrhynchus (Svalbard reindeer), 735 nucleotides long. The record is from the annotation of a GenBank genome assembly. NCBI's taxonomy places the organism in Eukaryota, Metazoa, Chordata, Mammalia, Artiodactyla, Cervidae.
AUGCGAUCCCUCAUUUGCGUGCCCUUCACCCGUCGCCUGCCUCGUCUCAGGAGAGAAAGGGGCACCCCUCGGCUGGGUCGCGGGCAGGUCCUCCACCGGGUCACCCCCACCUCCCUGCGGAGCCGGGGUUCUUGGGCUGGCUGGACCCCCUGGGUUUGCUCAGCACCCUGGCAACAUGGGCCUUUCUCUUCUGUGAUAUUCGCCUUCCCGCUGCAGGUCAGAGCUGUUGAGCACGUCGUUACUCUUACAUUGCGUACCAGUGCUCAGGACUUAAAGCACAGCUGCCUCUUCCGCCUGGGGUCAGGCGGCUGCCAGCCUGGGGCCGGGUUCAGAAUAGCCAAUUUGAUGGAGGAGGUUACCCAGCGGGGGAAAGAAAUAAUUAAAACGGCAUUAUGGCGUCUCCUGCGGGAGGCGGUGACAUUAAAGAUCCACAUUGACAAAAUAGCUGAGGCUGGAACGUUCUGUGCCGCCUUCAUUACACGCGUGGAUCCACGGUGCCAGGGAGGCGGAGGCCCCUCCACCUGCCAUGGGCGCUCGUGGGCCUGGAGGGGUGAUGCCAAUUCCUGGGGGCCUGCAGGGGUGGGGGUGGGGGUGAAGGAGGGGAAGCCGACGUUUGGAAAGAAGCCUGGGGUCUUCAGCCCAGGUGGGCAGCACCACCCCCCCGCCGCCGGCCUGUUUCCACACCCUGAAGGUCAGGGUGAGGGGCAUUGGUUCUUCUGGGGAGGGAGGUGGUGA